AUGUCUCUUGGCGCAGGCGGCGAAACCGCCAGGAUUAACCAGAUGAGAAGAGACUCCACCGUGUUGGGGCCUAUGAACAAGAUCUUGGUGGCAAACAGAGGUGAGAUCCCCAUCCGUAUCUUCAGAACUGCCCACGAGUUGUCGAUGCAGACAGUGGCGAUCUACUCGCACGAGGACAGGUUGUCGAUGCACAGAUUGAAGGCCGAUGAGUCGUAUGUGAUUGGCAAGAAGGGCCAGUUUUCACCCGUCCAAGCCUACCUCCAGAUCGACGAGAUCAUCAAGAUCGCGAAGGCCCACAACGUCAACAUGAUCCAUCCAGGCUACGGCUUCUUGUCGGAAAACUCGGAGUUCGCCAGAAAAGUCGAGGAAAACGGCAUUGCCUGGAUCGGACCCACCCACACCACCAUCGAUGCCGUGGGUGACAAAGUCAGUGCCAGAACCUUGGCCAUUGAGAACAACGUGCCAGUGGUCCCAGGUACCACUGGGCCCAUUGACUCCGUCGAGGAAGCAACCAAGUUCGUGGAGAAGUACGGGUACCCCGUGAUCAUCAAGGCUGCGUUUGGUGGAGGAGGUAGAGGUAUGAGAGUGGUCCGCGAGGGCGACGACAUCGCCGAUGCCUUCAACAGAGCCACAUCCGAGGCCAAGACGGCCUUUGGUAACGGAACCUGUUUUAUCGAGCGGUUUUUGGACAAGCCAAAGCAUAUCGAAGUCCAAUUGUUGGCUGACAGCUACGGCAACGUGAUCCACUUGUUCGAAAGAGACUGCUCGGUGCAGAGAAGACACCAGAAGGUGGUGGAGAUCGCUCCUGCCAAGAACUUGCCCAAGAACGUCAGAGACGCCAUUUUGACAGACGCUGUCAAGUUGGCCAGAUCUGCCAACUACAGAAACGCAGGAACAGCUGAAUUCUUGGUCGACGAGCAGAACAGACACUACUUCAUUGAAAUCAACCCUAGAAUCCAGGUCGAGCACACCAUCACCGAGGAAAUCACAGGAGUGGAUAUCGUGGCUGCCCAGAUCCAAAUCGCAGCUGGGGCUUCCCUCCAGCAGUUAGGCUUGUUGCAGGACAAGAUCACCACCAGAGGUUUUGCAAUCCAGUGCAGAAUCACCACAGAAGACCCUGCCAAGAGCUUCCAACCCGAUACCGGCAAAAUCGAAGUCUACAGAUCGGCUGGUGGUAACGGAGUGAGAUUGGACGGUGGGAAUGGGUUUGCUGGUUCGAUCAUUUCUCCCCACUACGACUCAAUGUUGGUCAAGUGCUCUUGCUCUGGAUCCACCUACGAGAUCGCCAGAAGAAAGAUGUUGCGUGCAUUGAUCGAGUUCAGAAUCAGAGGAGUUAAGACCAAUAUUCCUUUCUUGUUGGCACUUUUGACGGACGAGACCUUCAUUAAUGGCAACUGCUGGACCACAUUCAUCGACGACACUCCCUCGCUUUUCCAGAUGAUCAGCUCCCAGAACAGAGCCACCAAGAUGUUGAGUUACUUGGCGGAUCUCGUGGUCAACGGCUCUUCUAUCAAGGGCCAAGUUGGUGAACCAAAAUUGACCGAGGAGGCCUUGAUCCCUACCAUCCACGAUCCCGCAACUGGCAUUCCUAUCGACGUCGACACCACUCCUGCUCCAAGAGGUUGGAGACAGGUGUUGUUGGAAGAAGGCCCUGUUGAGUUCGCCAAGAAGGUCAGAGCCUUCAACGGGACGUUGCUCACUGACACCACCUGGAGAGAUGCCCACCAGUCGUUGUUGGCCACCAGAGUCAGAACCAUCGACUUGGUCAAUAUUGCUCCCACCACUGCCCACGCCUUGAACGGCCUUUUCUCGUUGGAAUGUUGGGGAGGUGCUACCUUCGAUGUGGCCAUGAGAUUCUUGUACGAAGACCCAUGGGCCAGAUUGAGACAGUUGAGAAAGUUGGUUCCAAAUAUUCCCUUCCAAAUGUUGUUGAGAGGUGCCAACGGUGUGGCCUACUCAUCAUUGCCUGACAAUGCCAUUGACCAGUUCGUCAAGCAAGCCAAGGACAACGGAGUUGAUAUUUUCAGAGUGUUCGAUGCUUUGAACGACUUGGACCAGUUGAAGGUAGGUGUGGAUGCGGUCAAGAAGGCUGGCGGUGUUGUUGAAGCCACCGUCUGUUACUCGGGUGAUAUGUUGAGACCAGGCAAGAAGUACAACUUAGAAUACUACUUGAAGGUCGUAGAUGAUAUCGUCAACAUGGGCACCCAUUUCCUUGGUAUCAAGGAUAUGGCAGGUACCUUGAAGCCCAAGGCUGCGAAGAUCUUGAUCAGCAGGAUCAGAGCCAAGUACCCAGACUUGCCAAUUCACGUCCACACACACGAUUCGGCUGGUACUGGUGUGGCUUCCAUGACGGAAGCUGCUAAGGCUGGUGCCGAUGUGGUUGAUGCCGCAUCAAACUCGAUGUCUGGUAUGACCUCCCAGCCAUCUAUCAGUGCCAUCUUGGCAUCCUUAGAAAGCGAGAUUGAAACUGGGUUGGAGGAGUCCUUGGUCAGAGAAUUGGACAACUACUGGGCCCAAAUGAGAUUGCUUUACUCCUGUUUCGAAGCUGAUCUCAAGGGUCCUGAUCCAGAAGUGUACCAGCACGAGAUUCCUGGUGGCCAGUUGACCAACUUGAUUUUCCAAGCCCAACAAUUGGGAUUGGGUUCCAGAUGGGUUCAAACCAAGGAGACCUACAAGAUUGCUAACCAGCUUUUGGGAGACUUGGUCAAGGUUACCCCAACCUCUAAGGUUGUCGGAGACUUGGCCCAGUUCAUGGUUUCCAACAACUUGACCGCAGAAGACGUCCACAAGUUGGCAGCGGAAUUGGAUUUCCCAGACUCCGUUUUGGAUUUCAUGGAGGGAUUGAUGGGCACUCCAUACGGUGGAUUCCCUGAACCUUUGAGAUCCAACAUGUUGGGCAACAAGAGAAUCAAGUUGAACUCCAGACCUGGUUUGACCUUGCCUCCAGUUGAUUUCGAGGCCAUCAAGCAAGACUUGACUUCCAGAUUCGGAUCUAACAUCGGCGAGACGGACAUUGCCUCCUACAUUAUGUAUCCAAAGGUUUACGAGGACUUCAGAAAGUUGAUCGACAAAUACGGUGACUUGUCCGUGUUGCCAACCAGAUUCUUCCUCAAGCCAUGCAAGAUCGGACAAGAAUUAUCCGUGGACAUCGAACAAGGUAAGACUUUGAUCAUCAAGUUAUUGGCAGUGGGAGAAAUCUCCCAACUGACUGGUACCAGGGAAGUGUUCUUCGAGUUGAACGGUGAAAUGAGAUCUGUCACUGUUGACGACAAGACUGUUUCUGUUGAGACCAAGACCAGACCAAAGGCCUCUCAACCAAACGAGGUUGGUGCUCCAAUGGCUGGUGUUGUCAUAGAAGUCAGAUCCCAGGAGAACUCGGAGGUCAAGAAGGGUGACCCCAUUGCCGUGUUGUCCGCCAUGAAGAUGGAAAUGGUGAUUAGUGCUCCAGUUUCUGGUGUGGUUGGUCCUGUUUUGAUCAAGGAAGGUGAUUCGGUCGAUGCUAACGAUUUGAUUACUAGCAUCCUCAAAUAA
Suhomyces tanzawaensis NRRL Y-17324 is the source of this 3531-nucleotide messenger RNA. It is a transcript of the gene PYC2, whose product is annotated as pyruvate carboxylase 2. The coding region runs from base 1 to 3531 and encodes 1176 amino acids. The record is from RefSeq and is a predicted model, not a curated record. Gene Ontology annotation, molecular function: metal ion binding; pyruvate carboxylase activity; ATP binding. NCBI's taxonomy places the organism in Eukaryota, Fungi, Ascomycota, Pichiomycetes, Serinales, Debaryomycetaceae. Gene Ontology annotation, biological process: gluconeogenesis; pyruvate metabolic process. The transcript has a single exon. Gene Ontology annotation, cellular component: cytoplasm.